Molecule: messenger RNA, 459 nt
Organism: Gastrolobium bilobum
Lineage: Eukaryota; Viridiplantae; Streptophyta; Magnoliopsida; Fabales; Fabaceae
Exons: 1
Coding region: 1-459 (152 amino acids)
Molecular function (GO): zinc ion binding
Source: RefSeq, a predicted model, not a curated record
AUGGCAGCACACAAGAGGAUUCUACAAACCUUUAGGGGUAAGAUUGCACCUGCACAGCAGAAGAGGUUGGACCAGUUGAAGGUUGCAAGCAAUUCUUGGACACCAACAUGGACUGAAAACUUGGUCCAAGAUCUAUAUGAAGUCUCUGGAAAGGGUCAACGUGUUGGGGUGAAUUUAACUCAACAAUCUUGUAGUUGCAAUGUUUGGCAGCUGACUGGAUUGCCAUGUGAACAUGUUAUUGCUGCCAUUGCACACAAGAAUGAACCUGUGAAAAAUCAUGUUCACCAAUGGCUGAUAGUGGAUGCUUUGCAUGCCACUUAUGAACACACACUCAACCCAGUCAAUUCCCAACAAUAUUGGCCAGCUUGUGAUGCCCCAAAACCACUUCCUCCACACUUGAAAAGGCCUAUUAGACGUCCAAAAAAAAUCGCAAGAAGGAUCCCACUGAAGAGCUUAUGA